AUGACUUUAUGGUUUAAAAUGUCUAAAAAUUCUGAUAUCUCGCUGCAAGCUCGAAGUGAUCGUUCUACAAUAAUAUCAACAACUUCAACAGCCCCGACUCCAAGAUCUACACAGUUUCAGUUUAAAAAUUCCCCAUCAUUUUAUAAAUCAUCAGAAAUAGCUUCCCCUAAUAACAAAAUUUUUUUUUCCUUUUUUCCGAUCGAAAUUUCAGCAUCUUCUACCAUUGAAGAAGUCACAAAUUUGCUUAACUCUUUACUCAAAUACAUGAUUUCAGAGCAUUUAUUAUGAGACUUUCCUGAUAUAUCUCUACUGGAUACGUCUGAGAAAAUAAACUACGCAAACAGGAUAAUCAAAAUUAUCAAAAAGCACAUCAAAAGCAAACGGUCUGGGUCUUCAAAUAAUUUAAACAUAUUGAUCAGAGAAAACAAUUCAAACUUCAAAAUAAAAGAUGUAACUUUUAUUCAUAACCAUAAAAGUGUUUUGGAUAAAAUUUUAGAUAACAGAAGCGGGGUUCAUUUAUCUAAAAAGGAAGCUCAGGAAUUUGCUUCAUUAAUUAUAGGAGCAAGUCGAGAUUCUGCUUUAGAAGAUAUUGAAAAACAGAGCUCAGAAAUAGGGCCAAAAUUAAAAAACGAAAAAAAUAGGCUGAAAUAUUAUAUUAAAAAAUGAAAUAAUGUAAAAGUCGAAGAAGAAGCUCUGAUAAAUGAAACAAAUUAUUUGAAAGCUGAGUAAGAUUUAUUUAGAAUAAAAAAACAUAAGCAGCACAUACAGAUUUUGCAGCAUCAGUUGGGAGAAAAUAUAAAUGGAACUCAAAACUGAGACGAAUCAAUAGAAGACAUAGAAACAGAGCUGAAAUAUGUUUAUGAGUUUAUCGAAAGCACCAAGAUUAAAGCUGAAUCAUAA
Blepharisma stoltei is the source of this 900-nucleotide messenger RNA. Lineage: Eukaryota; Ciliophora; Heterotrichea; Heterotrichida; Blepharismidae. The record is from the annotation of a GenBank genome assembly.